This is a messenger RNA of Exophiala bonariae, 3285 nucleotides long. RefSeq lists its product as uncharacterized. Gene Ontology annotation, biological process: regulation of ribosomal protein gene transcription by RNA polymerase II. The record is from RefSeq and is a predicted model, not a curated record. NCBI's taxonomy places the organism in Eukaryota, Fungi, Ascomycota, Eurotiomycetes, Chaetothyriales, Herpotrichiellaceae. The coding region runs from base 1 to 3285 and encodes 1094 amino acids. Gene Ontology annotation, cellular component: nucleus. The transcript has a single exon. Gene Ontology annotation, molecular function: sequence-specific DNA binding; DNA-binding transcription factor activity; protein binding.
AUGUCGUCGCAGGCAAUUGCGGCGCCAGCAAGAGGUCUGCCGGAUCUGCCUUCUCCAGUCGACAUCCAUUCUCCCUCAUGGUCUGACCGCGACAUCCAACUCAAUCUCUCCCCCGUCCACGACUCGGGCGCAUCCAACAACAAUGACCUGAACCUGACCCACGACUCUUCCGAACCUCGCAAACCUCGCCCUUCUUGGACUGCCAUGGAUGUUCAACAGCGCAACCAGGCCGUCGGUAACUUACUGGCUGCCUUGAUGCCAGUCGGACCAACCCAGACCGCAACUACUGGACUGCCUUCAAAUCCACUCUCCCCGACAAACGAGAAGAAGGAAAACGAGCAAACUUCACUACAAAAGGAGGAACACGACUCUCCCGCUCGGCCCCCGCCAGAAGAGACCAUCGUCUCACCUCUAGUGCCCACUCCCGAUCUUUCACUUCCACCUCUACCUCCCCUCGACAACAACGACUUCAUCGAUUCGAGUAUGGCCCAUCCAUUUCAGCCAGUGAUUCCUCAAGAUGGUCAGGAAUAUCAAACACCCUUCACACACCUUGCCGACCCACCAGGGGACGUCUCUAUAUUUCCGCAAAUGCAAGACCCGUUCCCUGGCGCAUCACAAGAAGUGGUCCCGGAACGUAGAGAAAUUGAAGCCUUUGCGAAAAUUGAAUUUGAGGAUGGAAACUACUAUAUCACUACCUACGCCUGCGAGCUGGGCAGAGAUGCCUUUGCCUAUCGAGCGGCUCUGAUCCGCGCUGAAGAAUCACGACAAGCCGAACAGAAUCCGACACAGAGUUCAAGCGGAAGGAGGUCGGAGGGAGUUCCCAGGCCGGAGAACUCUCAGGUUCAAGGCAGUGUUGUCAGUGAAGCUGGAGGCUUCGGAGGUGUUGACGAAAGGCCAGGCAUGAAUGGCGGUGGUCAAGAUGGUGCAGGCCAAGUUCACUCCCAUUCUUCAGAGCCCUCCGCUGGCAGUGUUGUCAAACCUCAGGAAGUUCUCAUUAACCCUCCUCUGAUCCCAUUCGACUACCAUAAGAUGGCAGAGCUACAGGCUCAAGCAGAGAACGAAAACACUCUGGAAAAUGAUAAUGAACAGCCCGCUCCCGUCACCGCAGAUCAUAUCCCGGACGCUCACAACUGUCCUUUGAUCCCCAUUCAUGCCAUGCGGAAUUUCCAGAAAUCAGAAGUUGAGAACCACAGGAGUAUCUCACGUCGGCACGUCAAGAUCCAGUGGGACUUUGACAAGGAUUGCUUCAUGUUAAAAGUGCUCGGAAGGAAUGGUGCUUUCUUGGACGAUCAGUAUGUCCCGCGUGCUGCUGUUAAACGUCUUCGUGACGGGUCCAGAAUUCAAAUCUCCAAUGUGUGGAUGACAUUUCGCCUGCCAAAUCAAAAGGCUUCUCCAAUCAGUGACGAGUCGGAACAUGAAGACAAGGACAUGGCAUCACCAGCGUUGAGAAGCACUUCCUUGACUUCAAAUGAGCAGGAUAGGAGUUUAUCUCCUUCACGAUCUGGAAAAACCAGGACCAAGAUCACGUUGAACACUGGUCCAAGGCCUGCUACUCUAAUCCCAGAUCUUUCAAUAGGUCCCGAUGGUCAACCUUUUCCUCCACGAAAACGAGGUCCAGGCCGUCCUCCAAAGGAUGGGAUAAUGUCCACUAGAGAACGACGUGAGAGAGAGAAAGCACUCAAACUUGCUGAGGCCAAGGCAGCAAACGGAGGUACCACACCACCACCAAACCUAAAGGGUAAAUUUCCCAAACCGCCUAUCAAGGAGGAGAUACCCAAAGAGGAGCCUAAGGGAGAGAGAAGGAAGUAUAAAAAGCGGAAACGACCUGGUGAGGAGGGUGAUAUUGUCCAAUCUAUCGAAGGAGGUGGUGAAUUGGAAGUGCCUAGUGAAGCAGAGAAGCCACCAGUGAAAAAGGCUCGUGCCUCAAAAUCGCCUUCUCCAGAUUACCCUCCUGCGGACAGCCUUACAGAGGAACAGCUUGCUCGGCCGUCUGAGCCAUAUGCAAGACUGAUUUACGAUAUUUUGCUCGACAUUCAUCCAAAGGCUCUUCCUCUGAAGCAGAUUUAUCGAGCACUAAAGCUCAAAUUCCCCUUCUUUGUCCAUAGGGUCGACUCUGAAGGGUGGCAGAGCAGUGUUCGCCACAAUCUCAACCAGGAGUGGAACAAAUUGUUCGAAAAGGGUGAGAAAGAAGGUAAAGGGUUUGCUUGGAAAGCCAUACCUGGAGCUUUACAGCCCCAAGCUGAAAGAAGGCGUGCUGCUCAACAAGCGGCUGCUGCGAAGCCGAAACCUGCGCCAGCACCACGUCAACAUCCUCAAGGGCCGCCCCCUCCACUUAACUGGCAGAACAGUACACCUUAUUCCCAACCAAAUGGUAUGCCUCCACGAGGUCCUCCCCCGCCUUUUUUUGUCCAAGGUCCACAUGGUCCUGUUCCCCCUCCACCAAAUGGAAUGCCGUGGCCUCAUCCACCGCCUCCAGGUUCGGUGCCACCACCAGGGUCUGCACAUGGCCAUCCGGCUCCCGGAGCUUCCAAUCCAAUGUAUCCCCCAAUCCAGUCCGGACAUCCUCCGUAUCAACCUCAGCAAAAUCCACAGCAAGUAGCCCAACAGACUGGACCUCCGCGAUCGCUACCUGCGGCCAGCCAAACGCCAGGUUCCUCGGCUAUUCCUCCAUCUGGCUCGGUAGCUCCGCCUUCCAGCUCAUCGGCCUCGCGCAACAUGCCGUGUACAGUGGACGGUUUGAUAGUGAUCAAGAGAUUUGAAACGACCAUGUAUGAACAAGUUGGCGAUGCUGAAAAGAUUGCGAGAUGGCAGAAGAUCUUCAAUUCUGUAAAGCGCCGGCUGCUGCACGGUGCACCUCAGUCACUAAUGCCAGAGGGCGACACGAGAGAAGAAGACACCAUCAUGAGUCAUGUGAGGACAUUCAUUGAACGCUUCAAAAAUCCUGCUUUCGUUGGUUUCUCCAUUGAUCCGGGAAGUUCUACUGCAUCGCCCGCUCCUAAUGCAUCGGCUACUGGUGUUGUCCCAACAUCACAACCUGCACCAACUCCACAGCCAGCUCCGAAGGAACCUGUCGUGGGCUCCCAACCACCUACACAGUCGCCAGUGGCAACUCCAACAGAACCAAAAAGCGAAGCGACAAACACUCUCCAGGACGCUAUGACGAAGACAGACGAGCCUGCAAAAGGCAUUGCCACAGAAGGCAUUGGCAAAGAAUCAGUCGAAGCUCAGGGUGUUGAUGACAGGAGCAAAGGCCAACCGCCUGCUCCAACCACAUCUACCACUUGA